Molecule: messenger RNA, 1749 nt
Organism: Pichia kudriavzevii
Lineage: Eukaryota; Fungi; Ascomycota; Pichiomycetes; Pichiales; Pichiaceae
Exons: 1
Coding region: 1-1749 (582 amino acids)
Biological process (GO): protein deubiquitination
Cellular component (GO): cytosol; nucleus
Source: RefSeq, a predicted model, not a curated record
AUGUACGAUAGUGAUGACAAGAUAGGUAGUGAUGUGGAUGAGAAAAUUGAGGUGGACUCACAAGAUGCUAUUAAUGCACCUCUGGCUCAUUUAACAAGACAAACGCCACCAGAACUGCCAUUAAGAGGCAAUAUUCCAUUGGAUGGAGACGCUCCACCGCCGUCCUAUAACAACAAUACCAGCGUGGGUGCAUCUAGUUACAUGAAUAUGGAUAAACAGAUUAGUAUUGAUCAGGACAUCAGAGACAAAAUUGCAGGAUCACUCACUCAAGUGGAAACAAAUUCAACUUCAGAUUCUGAUACUUCUGAUGAGGAAGAGCUAACAAUGGAAGAUGUCUAUACGAACAUAGACAAAAUGAUUCGGAGAGAUGGUGAAAUGGGUGUUAUUUUACCGUUAAGGGCAAGUAUACUAGAAUCGUACCUCUCUCCUCUAUUGAUGAUCUUUUCACAAGUUCCAAAAUUUAGUAAUUUGAUGUUAAAGCAUGAAUACCUCAAGUUUCCUUAUAAACCGAACUGGUGGAAUAGGGAACAAUGCUCAAUUGACUUGCCACUGAUACAGGAAAUAGAGAGGCUGGUAGCAUUUUUGAGAGAUGAUUCUAAUAGGGCUUUUGCUUCUCUAUACAACCUAAUUCACUCCAUAAAUAAAUUAAAUGAUAAGGAAAUCGAAACCAUCAAUGAGUUCCUAGCAUUUUCUCUCAACCAAGUUUCCUCAUUCUUAGGCUCUAUUAAUGGUGAUUAUCAAGCUACAUUUGAUAGUAUGUUUCGUAUGGUAUGUGUGCCCGAUGAUGAUAUCGAUCAGGAACAUCAAAUCUUUGCAAUUCCUAUUGUACAAGAAAAUAUAACAUCUAAUGUUCAUGAUACAAUCGGAAAUCGGUUAGUGGAAAGAGAAAGAGAACAUUACGGAGAAGUCACUAGAAGAAUUUACUUCAAAACUUUACCCGACAUUGUCAACGUUGUAUUUGAACCAGGUAUGAAUAUCCCAUCAUCAGGUAUGAAUAUAGAGGAGAAAUUAUAUUUGCAGAUGUACACCUUGGAAAACAAAGAUAUUUUAACCAGCUACGAUGAUGAAAUUCGCCAAAUUAAAGCAAGGCAGAGAGAGUUGACUCAAAAGCAGUUUAAGAUGAGUGCGUUUUCAGGUAAAAGUGUUCGGAAAUUUUUAGACGAUGCAAGGCGCCAUCUUUCAACCGAAUCCACUAGGAUUGGAAUAGAAGAAUCUAGCCUUAUGGAUGGAGAAGUUGAGUUUCCAGUUAAAGAUAAGUAUCUAGGAGCAGCCCAAAACAUUGAAAUAAUUGCGGAUAACAUCAAGAAAUCUUUGAAGGAAAUAGAAAGUGAAUUUCGGGCUCUCAAUGCCAAACUAGUGGAAUUGAGAGAUAAUCAAUUCUCACUUGAUAAAGUGUCUCAAGAGAGAAAAGAUACCUUUGAGGCGCAUAUUCUAACUGGUGUCAUAGUGAGCUCAACUCAAUUCUUUUUGCGCAGUCGGAAAACAGGUGGCUGGAAAGCUAUUGUAAUAGAUGAUGAAACAUGCAAAAUGUACAAAGUAUUUGAUAUUACGUUUGAAGAGAUUUUGGAGAUAAUCAACGAGUACGUACAAGAUGGAUUUAGUGAUGGCUUGGUGCUGACCUAUGUCGAAGAAGAUGUUUUCGCUCAGGGCGAAUUUGAACCACUCAAUAACUCACUAAAAGAAUUCAUUAAGAAGGACAAUGCCAAACUAAAGGAACAUGUCGAAUUCAUUAAUUCGGGUGGAGACUAG